UACACCGUUUGAAAGUGUCCCACCUAGUUUUGUUUAAAAUAGUCUUUGUAUGGUUGUUGCACUACAUGUUUAGCUACACUGCAUGUAUAGCUCGCAAACUCAGCUACACGGGGCUUAUUCUAAAUAUUUUUUACCAUCUAGCCGAGGUCUAGAGCUGACAAGGUAAGUAGCAGGUCUAGGACUAACUCUUACAUUAGCAACCCACAAAUAUGUUUGUGCCUGUACUGUCAUGGUAAUUAUUUUUUCUUUUAAAUCCCAGCAUGGAAAACCGACCACAGGUAAGCCAUUGAAAAUUAUUUUUAGUUAAGUACAUUGGAGCAAGAUAGUUAUUUUAAAUAUGUUUGUACAUCUAAACUAAAAUCCCUUUCCAGUUAAAUUCAGCUGAGACACAGGAGAGGGCACGGCAGCUACUCGCCCUGAUUUCUUCAGUAAUUCCUCCACAAGAACAGCGACAGGGCAGCCAGUGUGAAAUGGCCAAUUCCUCCAGGCCCACAGGAAGUCAGAUUGAGUGCAGCUCCGUCCAGUAUGAAAUGGCCAGGUCCUUCCCUGGAUUGUUCCGGAAUGGUAGAAAACGGCCAUCAACCAGUGUAUCAUCCCACUUUGCAUCAUUGAGUAACAAAAAAUGGAAACCUUUUGAUUUGAGCAUUUUUCUACUUUCGUCCAAUGACGAACUGACUCCACUUCCAUCAGAUGAACUGGCCUUCAUGCAGGCUGGAUUGGGAAAGAGGACGGUUUCUCUUGACCGUGAUCUAACGCAUGUAGAGGUAUGCGGAAGUGAUCACAUUGUAGUUCACAAGGCUAUUGCAGGCCACUUACCCAAAAAUGGUGGAGCUGCAGGACCGGUGGCUGCUUUACAAAGCAGGAGGUAAUGUAAAAAUACUUAAAUUGACACUUCAUUUAUGUAAAAUAGGUAAUGCAACAGAGAAUGGUAACAUACAUCUGGGUCCUCAACUCCCUUAUUACCUCUCCUUCACCUCGUCACUAGCUGAUGUGUGGUGAGCGUUUAUCCAGGUGGGAGCUACACAUUGGUUGUGAUGUGCCACCCCCCUCGUCUUGAGCACCUCAAACUUCUUAUUGAUGGAACACUAUAUAAAUGCUAUAUUAUUUGUUAUUCCACAUAUCCAUUUUUUCAAUCAUGUUUAAUUUUACCAGGUGGAAAUGGGAGGAGAAAAAUGUCCGCAAUCCCCUUGGAGGCUGAGGGCUACACUGGUGCUAUGCUCCGGAAAGUUUCAGGUGGUGGGAAAGGCACUCUUUACAUAGUGCCUCUUCAGGAUGAGUUGGACCUCUCACCACUCCCAGCAAAUGCUCCAGAGUUUGCUUUGAUGCCCAAGGCCAGCUGCAAGCACUGUUUUGCAGAGAUGCCUCUCCAAAUGUUGGCUCUACAUGACUGUAAAUGUGCUAGCCACACCAGCCCAGACUUGGAGGUGAACUUUUUUCUAGAAUUUGGGAUAUUAAAUGUCUAAAAUUAACUGUGUAUGGAUAUCUUAAACUUGAAAUGUGCUUUAAUCUUAUAGAUUAUCUCUGAUGAUGACGACGAUGAUGUCCAAUUUCCUGAAGUUUUGCAAACUCCAGUGCCAGUGCAGAUGACUGAAGAGGACCACUGCCCUCAGCAGAAAGGGGAUGUCCAGUGUCCUAUAUGUGGCAUAUCCUUCCCAGUCCUGCUUAUCGAGGAACAUGCUAGCUAUUGUGGCCAAAGAACUGAGGACACAACCUCACCUGAGAGGGAACUCCAUCCUGAGACAGAUGAUAUCUCAUGUGAGGAAGAUGUGAUCAUGUGGCUCAAAUCAAAAGUGGAUACCAGCAAGACCUUUGAGCUCUGUGUGUCUCGAGAUAAUAUGUUUGAAAGAGGUCUGAAGUUAUGGAAGCGCAACAAAAAGGCUACACCAAUUAAUCCCUUGCGGAUCAAUUUCCUUGGAGAGGCAGGGAUUGAUACAGGGGCCCUUAGAAAAGAGUUUCUGACCACAAUGGUAUCUGGGAUUGAGCAGCGCCUUUUUGAAGGUGUGAAGUCCAAAAUGCCCAAAUAUUCUGUGAAUGACUUUGAUGAAGAGCUCUUCAGCCUAGAUUUGCAGGUGAAAUCUUUGCUACAAGCAUUGCCCAAGGUGGAACCUGCACCACGUUUCCUCCAGCGGUGGUGCUACAACUUUCUAGUAUCUGGCAAGCUCUCACUGGAUCAAGUCCUGGACCCGAGCUUAUCACCGCUAAUAACAACAGUUGCAGAGGCGUCCGACAUGACUGACUACAUUGCAGACAUUAUGGAUUGUGGCUAUACUGGCAAGAUCGACAUUGGAACACAAAGAGAACAUUCUAAGAGCAAUCGGUCUGCAUGUCAUGACAAAAAGAAUGCCCAUGCUUCAGCAACUCCGUGAGGGCUUGGCAGCUCCG
Molecule: messenger RNA, 2382 nt
Organism: Cyprinus carpio (common carp)
Lineage: Eukaryota; Metazoa; Chordata; Actinopteri; Cypriniformes; Cyprinidae
Exons: 10
Coding region: 1584-2366 (260 amino acids)
Molecular function (GO): ubiquitin-protein transferase activity
Source: RefSeq, a predicted model, not a curated record